GUGGAGUUUCCGCUGCGUGGACAUUUCAAAAUGCUGGAACAUUUCAAGGUGCGUGCUGUACCCCACUACUGAAUUCCGCGUCACGUGCUGCGACCGUCGAUGUACCAGAUCAGCCACAACGGAAUGAGCUCAUCUUUCCGGCAGUGAACUAUUCGCCCCCGUCUUCCUGCUCUGCGUCUACCCGAUUUCUUGCAUUUAUUUCUUCAAAAAAGAACAACACCAAACCCCAAGAAACAGACAAUCCAGAAUGGAGAAAUUAGUUGUGGCUUACAUUCCCGAGCACUUUUCCACGCCGAUGUUUCUCGCAGACGAGAAGGGGUACUAUCGUGAAGAAGGCUUAGAAAUCGAGUUUUUCCCGGUCAUCGAAGGCUCGGGAAGACUCAUCAAGUUGUUGAAUGACAGAACUGUGGAUGUGGCUGUCGGCUUGACCGAGGCUUUUGUGGCCGACAUCUCGAAGGGCAAUAAACUGUACAGCAUAGUAGGCACGUACGUGGAAAGUCCGCUCUGCUGGGCCAUUUCCACCGGAAAGAACAGGGAUGACAUACAAAGUGCGGCCGACUUGGCCGGCAGCCGGAUUGGCGUGUCUAGAAUUGGGUCUGGCUCCUAUGUGAUGUCGUUUGUUUUGGGCUUACAGAACAACUUUGCUGCGCCCUAUUUCAGUGACUUCAAAGUCGUACACAACUUCCAGAACUUGCGGGACUCGGUGAACUUGAAGUACAGAAGCGAUUCCGGCGAGCAGGUCGACUCCGAGGCAUUCAUGUGGGAGCAUUUCACCUCCAAGAAAUACUACGACUCCGGGGAAAUCAAGAGAAUUGGCGAGAUCUACACCCCGUGGCCGUCGUGGGUUUUCACUGCCAACCAACGCGUCUUUGAGACGAGAAAAAGCAACUUGUCUGGAUUCUUGAGAGCCGUGAAGAAAGGUGUGGCUUAUUUCUUGCAGAACCCCGAGGAGGCCGUCGACCAUAUCUCUACCCACUUGAACUACUCCGUAGAUGAUGCCCGCGAGUGGCUCACGACUGUCAAAUUCAACGAGGAGAUUGGUGUGAAGCCAAUUGAUUGGCACACCGUGGUGGAGAACACGGCAGAGGUUUUGAAAACGGCGGGCGUGAUUCCAAAAGACGAUAUCGUUGGGGAAAGAUUGAAGAUGCAAGUGGUGUCUUUGGUCGAGUGAUGCGGUGCUACCAUUUAGCCAACCAAAAAAAUGAACGUGAUCUACAAUUACGCCCUCUUGUAACUGCCGCAUUCGUAUUUUGCUGGCCUUGGUCGGCCAGACUAUAAGAUCAUAGAACCUCAUAAAAAUUCGCGAGAACUACUUUUGGGACAGCCAUCCCCUGUGAGAUGAUUUCGUGUGAGGUUGUUCUCUAUUUCUUUUGAUUUUCUCCUUUUUUUUUCUUGUAUUGUAGCUUUUUCAGGGACUGUCGUUGCUAGUGCUGUGUUGGAUAUUGCGGCAAGUAUGGACUGCGUCGAGGUAACCGAGAAAAUUU
This is a messenger RNA of Metschnikowia bicuspidata var. bicuspidata NRRL YB-4993, 1484 nucleotides long. RefSeq lists its product as uncharacterized. The transcript has a single exon. Lineage: Eukaryota; Fungi; Ascomycota; Pichiomycetes; Serinales; Metschnikowiaceae. The record is from RefSeq and is a predicted model, not a curated record. Bases 248 to 1171 code for a protein of 307 amino acids.